AUGACUCCGCUACAACAGGCAGUCAUGUACAAGCAGCCUGAAAUGGUACAGCUUCUCAUCGACCACGGUGCCGAUCUCGACAAAACCGCAAGCAUCGAUCAUCCUUCCCCCGUUUUUCUAGCGGCCACGUAUGCCCGACCCCAGAUGGUGGAAAUGCUUCUUAACGCUGGAGCUUGCAUGAACGCAAAAAAGGAGGGGAAGCCCACCCUGCUGUACUAUGCGGUGACGGGGACACGGGAACGUCUACUCGCCCGCAUGCGUCGAGCUCGAACCGUAAAGGCCGUCCUCGAUGCGGGAACGCCAUACUCCCUGGUCCAAGGCAGGCCUUCAACAAUGCAUCUGGCGAAGGGUCACCUGUCGGAUAACGACCUGGUAGCCACGGUCUGUACGACGCAGAGCGCAUGA
Uncinocarpus reesii 1704 is the source of this 405-nucleotide messenger RNA. RefSeq lists its product as uncharacterized. NCBI's taxonomy places the organism in Eukaryota, Fungi, Ascomycota, Eurotiomycetes, Onygenales, Onygenaceae. The record is from RefSeq and is a predicted model, not a curated record. The coding region runs from base 1 to 405 and encodes 134 amino acids. Gene Ontology annotation, molecular function: protein binding. The transcript has 2 exons.